CAGAGCACACGUGAGGGGGCGGGGCUAGGGGCGGGACUGGCGGGCGGAAGGAGCCGUGCACUGGGGUCUCUCUGUAGCUGCAAGGUCAUGGCGUCCUGGUGCUCCGAGCCUGACCCGGAGGUCUCUGGAGUCCCCACUGUUGGGGGAUGCAACGGCUCCUCCCUAUCUGGUGCCCUCUCUUGCUGCGAGGACUUGGCCCAGGGCUCUCGCCCGCCCAAGGCUCCUCUGGUGACUGUGGGUCCUAGCCCCUUCCUCCCGCGGAACGUGAUCAGCGAGAGGGAGCGCAGGAAGCGGAUCUCCUUGAGCUGUGAGCGUCUGCGAGCCCUGCUGCCCCAGUUUGAUGGCCGGCGGGAGGACAUGGCCUCGGUCCUGGAGAUGUCUGUGCAGUUCCUUCGGCUCGUCAGCACCCUGGGGCCUGGCCAGGAGAGGCACGCUGUGAGUUGUAAGGAGAUGUGGCCCUCAUUGCAGGAGAAUGUUCUACAGUUGACGCUGUCGAGUCAGAUUCCAGCAGGUGUGCCAGACACUGGGGCAGGAGCAUCUGGUGGGGCUCGAACCCCAGAUUCGAAGGUGCUUCUGGAAAACCCUCGGCCCCGGGAUCUGGCAUCAGCCCGUCAUGCGGGCCCAGAGCCCCUCCCCCACAUCCUUGCAUCCUCCCAGGAUCUGGCAUCAGCUCGUCCUGUGGGCCCAGAGCCCCUCCCCCACAUCCUUGCAUCCUCCAGGCAGUGGGACCCCCCGAGCUGCCUGGCCCUGGGCACGGAUGAGCGUGAGGCACUGUCGGGGCUGUGCCAUGUGCAGGGUGGGCCGCCCUCUUUCCCAGAACCUUCCAGCCCAGUGCCAUGGCCCCCAGGCCUGAGUCUUCCUAAGGCUGAGAGGCCACCCUUGCCCUGGCCUCCGUUCUUGCAGCAGCUGACCUCGCCCGUGUCGAGCAGUGAGGCCUCUGGCUGGUUGGGCCAGGCUGGAUCCCUGGCUGUGGAGGCUGCAUCUCUGGGGGAGCCAGCUGAUGAGGCCCCCAUGCCUGUGCAGGAGGCCGGGUGUGUGCUGGGGUCUGAUGUGGAGGAUGGGACGUCCUUCCUGCUGACCGCUGCUGGUCCCAGCUCGUGGCAGGGGUCCCGGAAGGGCAGAGGAGGCAGUGGCCCUGUGUGGGCCCCAGCUGAGAGCAGCCCACUGGAUGAGGGAGAGCCAGGCUUCCUAGGGGACCCUGAGCCUGGCUCCCAGGAGCUCCAGCACAGCCCUCUGGAGCCGUGGGGCUUGGAUGUGAGCUCUGCGGGCCUGGCCCUGAAGGACGAGGUGGACAGCCUCUUCCCCAACUUCUUUGCCUGCUAGCAGCUGGGCUGUGCAGACGCGGCGGCGGGGCCGGCGGACCUGGAGCGGCGUGUGUCCCUGCUGCAUGCUGGAGCACUGUAUUUUGGGUUUGGGUUGCAGCUGCACCCUAAUUUGAGCGAGGCUUGCAGGCUGUGACGAGAGGAUACUGAAUAUUAAAGAGGGAAAGCAGCUUUCCUGGAGGAAGCAAAACCCGCGUGGCUUGUGUGUGAUUAGUCCGAUUCAUUGGGCAGAUUUCGCCACCUCCGUUCAGUGUGCAGGCAGCUGCUGGGGAUUUU
This is a messenger RNA of Callithrix jacchus (white-tufted-ear marmoset), 1598 nucleotides long. It is a transcript of the gene SOHLH1, whose product is annotated as spermatogenesis and oogenesis specific basic helix-loop-helix 1. Gene Ontology annotation, molecular function: RNA polymerase II cis-regulatory region sequence-specific DNA binding; DNA-binding transcription factor activity, RNA polymerase II-specific; protein dimerization activity. Gene Ontology annotation, biological process: spermatogenesis; regulation of DNA-templated transcription. NCBI's taxonomy places the organism in Eukaryota, Metazoa, Chordata, Mammalia, Primates, Cebidae. The record is from RefSeq and is a predicted model, not a curated record. Gene Ontology annotation, cellular component: nucleus.